GUUGCACGUCACGUGCGCACGUGAGAGAAACAAUAUAUCUAAUUGCAAUCAAAUCUUGAUUUAUUAGGUUAAUGAUUGUUAGGCCGGUGAGAUGCGUUUUUAAGACUUUACAUAUUUUAGGUGCCGUAGUCUUAGAUAUUCGGUAACGAUGUAUUAUUCAAUUAUUUUAUGUUUAAUUGUCAGUUUCAUAUUUGUUUUAUUGUUAAAAAAGAAUCCAAAGAGGUCUAUCAAGGGUAAACAUGUUGUUAUUACUGGAGGGUCUAGCGGGAUCGGCAAAGCUAUGGCAAUUCUGGCUGCCCAACAAGGUGCUCAUGUGUCUCUUCUUGCUAGGAAUUUGGAAAAACUUGAAGAAGCUCGGACAGAAGUUAAAAAGCAUAUCAUUAGUGAGGAACAAAUAAUAUCACGUGUUUCCGUGGAUGUUUCUCAUCGCGAAGCGGUGGAGAAUAAUAUACUGGAAUUAGAGACAACAGUAGGACCUAUAUACAUGUUAGUGAACUGUGCUGGUUUUGCAGUAUGCGGGAAAUUGGAAGAUAUUUCUGACAGUAACAUAAAGCGACUUAUAGAUGUUAACUAUCUUGGCACAUUAUACCCUACUAAGGCGGUUCUGCCUAGAUUCAAAGAAAGGCACGAAGGAAUUAUUGUACUAACAUCUUCUCAAGUAGGGUUGAUGGGAAUGUUUGGCUAUUCUGUUUACUCAAGUUGCAAGUUUGCCCUUAGAGGAUUAGCAGAGUCUCUAAAUAUGGAAGUUAAGCCAUUUAAUAUUUCAAUAACAUUGGCUCUUCCUCCAGAUACUGAUACCCCAGGAUUUGACAAUGAAAAUCAAACCAAACCAGUGGAAACUAAGCUCAUUUCAGAAGUGGCUGGACUCUACCAACCAGAAACUGUGGCAAAGAAAAUUAUGGAAAAUGCUCUGGAGGGUCAAUUCUUCAGCUAUUUAGGGUUUGAGAGCUUUCUUUUGACCACCCUGUGUGUUGGAAUGAGUCCUUACAAAUCUAUCUUAGGAGUACUUCUACAGGCUGUGAUUUUAGGCCCAUUUAGACUGAUUGCUGCUUUUUACUUAAAAUAUUUUGAUUGUAUAAUAUUGAAAGUUUCAAAAAAUAACCAAUAACUGUUGAAAAGAUUUCUAAUCAUGCGCGUUUGUUAUGUGCUGUUGAUUGGGAGUAUCUUGUCAGACAAUAAAGUGUAAUUUUUUAUUCUAUUGAAAUAUCAACUGUGUUAACAAAAAUUAUGUUCUAACAAGGUGUAAUAUUAUUUAUCAUUCUCUAAAUGAAUUGUAAAUGUGAGUUAUAAUAUAAAAUUUAACAUAUAGC
Cylas formicarius (sweet potato weevil) is the source of this 1310-nucleotide messenger RNA. RefSeq names its product 3-ketodihydrosphingosine reductase. The record is from RefSeq and is a predicted model, not a curated record. Gene Ontology annotation, biological process: sphingolipid biosynthetic process. The coding region runs from base 149 to 1108 and encodes 319 amino acids. Gene Ontology annotation, cellular component: endoplasmic reticulum membrane. Lineage: Eukaryota; Metazoa; Arthropoda; Insecta; Coleoptera; Brentidae. Gene Ontology annotation, molecular function: 3-dehydrosphinganine reductase activity. The transcript has 2 exons.